Molecule: messenger RNA, 1890 nt
Organism: Hydatigera taeniaeformis
Lineage: Eukaryota; Metazoa; Platyhelminthes; Cestoda; Cyclophyllidea; Taeniidae
Source: the annotation of a GenBank genome assembly
CCCUACGAUGAACCCGAAGCUCCAGGCAAACCGGAAAUUGUGGACCAUGACAAGGACCGCAUUGAUCUUCGUUGGGAACCACCGGCUUCAGAUGGAGGUGCUCCCAUCAUUGGCUACCAUGUGGAGCGGAAAGAGCCCAAGUCGAAUAGGUGGACAAAGAUUACACUCAAACCUGUUCCAGACACGGAAUAUACCGAUGGCUCAGUGACAGCUGGUCGUGACUAUGAGUAUCGUGUGAUUGCUGUCAAUAAGGCAGGACCGAGUCCUCCCAGUGCCCCCAGUGAUGUCGCUACAGCUAAGCCCAGUCGAGAGGCGCCUAAACUGGACAAGAAUCGACUGCGCGAUCUGCUUGGUCCACGCAAUGAAAUAAGAUUGCGUGUUGGUGAGCCACUGAGCAUUCCUAUCCCUAUCAAGGGAGCACCCAAACCCACUGUAAGUUGGACAAAGGACGGCGGUUCAGUGCCACAGACUGCCAAGAUCACCGACACUGAGGAGCUUACUGGAUUGGACAUUCCUUCGACAGUUCGUGGAGACAGUGGCAAAUAUAAGGUUCACCUCAGCAAUGACUAUGGCGAGGAUGAAGCUGACAUCAAUGUCAUUGUCAUGGACAAACCAAAGCCUCCGCGUGACUUUGAAGUGUUUGACGUAUUCGCUGAGCACUGCAUGCUAAGAUGGAAGCCACCUGAAGACGAUGGUGGCACACCAAUCACGGAUUACAUUGUUGAAAAAUGCAACAGUGCUACGGGUGUCUGGGAGCCCGUGACUGCAGCUAUCAGAGACAACCAAGUCUUAGUCAAGGGUCUAGAGCCAAAUCAACUCUACCACUUCCGUGUCAAAGCUGUGAAUAACAUCGGUGAGUCGGCACCCGUCCAGACGAAGAACGCGGUGCUCGCUAAGAACCCUUAUGAUCCGCCAUCAGCGCCACAGGACUUUGAAAUCGUCUCCUACGACAAGCGUUCAGUUUCGUUUGAGUGGAAGCCACCCAAAUCCGACGGUGGUAAUCCUAUUCAGGGAUAUCAGCUUGAGAAAAGAUUGCUUCCGAGAGGAGAUUGGAAAGCGGCUACGAACAAUCUCAUUCCGGGAACUAAGGUGACCAUCUCCAACGUCGACGAGGGCAUGACCUACGAGUUCCGAAUUUGUGCCGUUAAUGACGGUGGACCGGGUGACUAUGCCCAACUUGACAAGCCUCACACUAUUAAGGACAUGAUCUUCCCACCUGGAAGUCCAAAUGAGUUAAAUGUGGACACUGUGAACAAAAAUGGUGCAAAGCUGAGCUGGAAGCCUCCAAAAUCUGACGGUGGCGCGCCAGUUACAGGGUAUGUGGUAGAAAAACAGAACGACAAAGGUGAUUGGAUUCCAGUGUUGGACACCAAGGAGGUCUCAGCCUUUGUGCCCAUGAAGGAAGGCGAGACAGCUCAAUUCCGCGUGCGAGCCGUCAAUGUGGAGGGACCUGGCGAACCGACUCGUCCCACAACUGCUCUCACAGCUGUGAACAAACCCACUGCUCCUCACAUUGCCACGCCUGACGACGGAGUUAUUGGUGGACCUGGAACAGGUGUUGGUGGACUCCAAGAUGUCACAAUUAAGGCUGGUCAAGAGCUGAGGUUGCCCGUAGCAUGGUUUGGCUACCCCAAACCGACGGCAAACUGGCUGUUAAAUGAUAAUCCCAUAAAGGCUGGUGAGAAUAACGCGGAGUUGCUGGAGGAAGGGCCACCCAAGCCAUCAGGGAAUGAUGCCACGGCACAGCUACAACAGGAGCCAGGGGGCACCUUUAUUCUCAAGGUGCCAAAAGCUCGUCGAGUCAACUCUGGUCGUUACCAGAUCCGUAUUGUCAACGAUCAAGGACAGGCUUCUUCAUCCUGUCAAGUCAAUGUUAUCGGUCAGUUGUAG